AUGAAUGCCACUGAUCCAUGUGUGUCUUAUUGUGAACCCCCUACCAUGGAUUGUUACUACAGCCCGGCUCCGCAAGUCAGAGAGCUCCAGAGUUCGCCUUUUAGGGCAUUCCAGCCCAGUGAUAAGUUUAGUCCCGCUUUCCUGGCCAGCAAAGGACAGAACUUUGGGGACAAGUCCAGGAGCACCUCGUACCCUCAGGAGUGCCAGACGUUGGAUGGCAGCGCCAGGGAGCAGCAGAACCAGGGAAACUUCCCCAAGUACCAGAGCCACCACCAGCAGUCCCAACAGCAGCAAUCCCACAUCUACAUGCAAAACAGCUCCUGCAAAUCUCCUUCAGACAGCCUGAAACUGCAAGACAGCCCAGGAGAGCCUCUCAUCCCCUGCUACGCCAAAGAGAGUUCCCUGACGCCAAACAGUGACGGCCCGGGAAUGGACAGCGGCUACCUGACCAGCAAAGAGGCCCCAGCCAAGGGCUCCCAGGACAGGGGGAGCAACGACCUGCCCAUGGAUAAGGCCGAGUCAGAGAGCAACAAAGGAAAGAAAAGGCGGAACAGGACUACGUUUACCAGCUACCAGCUGGAGGAGCUGGAGAAAGUCUUCCAGAAGACACACUACCCAGAUGUUUACGCCCGGGAACAGCUGGCGAUGAGGACUGACCUCACCGAGGCCAGAGUGCAGGUGUGGUUCCAGAAUCGGAGGGCAAAGUGGAGGAAAAGAGAGAGGUUCGGGCAAAUGCAACAAGUACGGACUCACUUCUCUUCUGCCUAUGAGCUGCCACUACUGACCCGAGCUGAAAACUAUGCCCAGAUUCAGAACCCGUCCUGGAUUGGAAACAACAGUGGUGGUUCUCCAAUCCCAGCCUGCGUGGUACCGUGCGACACCGUCUCCUCCUGCAUGUCUCCGCACAACCACCCACACUCUGCCGGGGGAGUCUCAGAGUACCUCAGCGUCCCGGGCCCCGGAUCUCACAUCAGCCAGACGCACAUGAGCGGCCUCUUCAGCAGCGCCACCAUGGCAUCCGGCAUAAAUGGGUACGACUUGAACACUGAGCCCGACCGCAAGAGCUCCAGCAUCGCGGCACUCAGGAUGAAGGCCAAGGAACACAGCGCUGCCAUGUCUUGGGCCACAUGA
Messenger RNA from Nanorana parkeri, 1131 nucleotides. It is a transcript of the gene ALX4, whose product is annotated as ALX homeobox 4. The transcript has 4 exons. The coding region runs from base 1 to 1131 and encodes 376 amino acids. The record is from RefSeq and is a predicted model, not a curated record. NCBI's taxonomy places the organism in Eukaryota, Metazoa, Chordata, Amphibia, Anura, Dicroglossidae. Gene Ontology annotation, molecular function: DNA-binding transcription activator activity, RNA polymerase II-specific; RNA polymerase II transcription regulatory region sequence-specific DNA binding. Gene Ontology annotation, biological process: regulation of transcription by RNA polymerase II.